ACACACACACACACACUUUACAGGUUUUUUAUGAUAUGCUCACAUUUCUAGCCUCAAUGAAAUAUUUUUUGAAAAAAUAAAAAAGUGCACCUUAUAUUCAUAUGUAUUUGUAUCUAGAACACAUUAUCAAUCAUGUUAAUGUAUAUCCCUAAUACACACCAUACACAUUUAUUUGAAACUCUGAAUCUUUACCACAACAAAAAAAAAACCUUGUCAGAAAUACUUAUGAAUAAAUUGGAUGGUAAUGUAUUUUUUCUGUGUAAGAAAGAUUCUGAAGGCAUUGGAAAUAAAACACACUGGGAGGAAUUGUCUGCUUAUGAAUUUUAUACUAAAACAAAUGAAAGCUUUUACUUUCCACCAAAAAAGGGGUAAGUGGAACAGGAGGAUUGUCGGGUUUUACUUCAUAUAGAGAUAAAAAAAAAAGUCUACAUUCCGAGGAAGAUGGAAUAAAAUGUUUCGAGGAGGGAAAACUUCAUUUUUCUUAUACUAUAGCAUGAUUGUUUUUGUUGUUUUAUUAUUAUUAUUUUUUUAUAUAUUUCAAAAGCAAGAAAUCUGAAGUAUUCUAAUAACAAAAGCCAAAAGACAGCUUGCAUAUGGAACUUGUCUUUGGUGUGUGUAACUGUUGCAGUGUUGGAAAGUGAAAUAAAAACAAAUAGUGCUUCAUGAUUGGAAAAUAUAUAACAAUAUAGUGCUGGUAUUUGGAGUCAUUCUUUGCAUGCUUGGAGGCGUGUAUGUGUACGUGUGCGUGUGCAUUUGGGCAAAGGGGAAAGGGAGGAACUAGUUCCUAAUCUAUAUAUAAUCUUAAAUAUCACAUCAAUGGGCUUUCUAGGUUGUAUCUCUGCUUUAACAUCUCCAAAGGAUCUUUGCAGACAGCUACAGUGUUUCAGUAUCGAUGCGCCCAUCCUUCAGUGCUUUUGACCCAACGACUCUUUAAUCUCCACCAGUGCGCAUUCCGCAAUACUUCUUCACGAUCCACCCUCCUGGGCAAACAAAAGAGAAGCCAUAUAGAAAUCUCAUUUAUGUAAACGAACGUUUAGGUUUCCUUUGAUAAUCGAUGUUUCCCACGCUGAUCUGACUCCUGGGGCCCGGCUCGAGGCUGUAACCCGUACAUGCGAGUGUCCCGACAGCAUGUUUCAUCAUUUAUUACGUGCGACGAGUUAACGAGUAAUCCAAGAGUUAAUCUUCUCCCAGGGUUCCUCAAAAAUCAACAAAGAAAGCGUGAUAAAAAGUGGAGAAGGAGCAUCGGUUGGAGUAGAAAAGCGACGAACUUGGUGAAAGGAGGAAGAAAAAAAAAAAAGAAACACAUCCUGGUUUCUCGCGCAAUGGACCUGCUGAUGAUUGUCAAGAAACUCUGGUUCGUUCGUAAACAUCUGGUUCUCAUCAUCACACCACUGCUUUUGCUUCCUCUUCUCUUCGUUCUGCCAGAAAAGGAGGGAAAAUGUCUAUAUGUGGUGCUCUUGAUGGCAAUAUACUGGUGUACAGAAGCUCUCCCACUAUCAGUUACUGCAUUGCUGCCAAUCUGCCUCUUCCCCACUAUGGGUAUUCUACCCUCUAAGAAGGUCUGUCCUCAGUACUUUGUGGAGACAAACUUCCUCUUCCUGAGUGGUCUAGUAAUGGCUACUGCUAUAGAGGAGUGGGGCUUACACAGACGUAUUGCCCUGAGAGUUCUCAAGAUUGUUGGCGUGAAACCAGCCUGGUUGAUUUUGGGGAUGAUGAUCACAUCUUCUUCCCUGUCCAUGUGGUUAAGUAACUCUGCUACGACGGCCAUGAUGCUGCCCAUCGCUAACGCCAUUCUGGAAAGCCUGUUUGGAGACCUGGAGACACUUAAAGAGCAGUGUAAGAUCACGGACCACCUUGAGGAUCAGGCCCAAGUGAAGCAUCAUGUACUACUAUCGGAAAAACACACUCUGACUGCAGUUGACAGGGUUGAUGGAAUAGAGAAGAUAGAGCAUAAGAAUCAGGAGGAGGUGAGGAAAGAGGCAGAAUACCAGCUGAAAGUGUGGAAAGGAUUUCUCAUCUGUAUCCCAUAUGCAGCCAGCAUUGGGGGAACAGCCACUCUGACAGGAACCGCACCCAACCUGAUAUUCAUUGGACAGCUGAAGAGUUAUUUCCCAGAGUGUGAUUUCAUCAACUUUGGUUCAUGGUUCAUCUUUGCUUUUCCAUUAAUGAUCAUCUUCCUUCUUGUGUCGUGGAUUUGGAUUGCUUUUCUAUAUGGAGGAAUCACGACAAGAUUGUGUUUAAACAAACGAAAUGACCGUGCAGCUGCCGAAGCCAAGGCCAACGCGGUCAUUGAUGAAGACUACAAAAAGCUGGGACCCAUGAGUUUUGCUGAGAAAUCCAUCUCUUUCUUCUUCAUCCUGUUUGCUAUCCUCCUAUUCACCAGAGACCCAAAAUUCGUCACAGGCUGGUCCAUAUUCUUCAGAAAAGACUACGUCUCAGAUGCCGUUACUGGAGUUACCAUCAUCUCCAUCCUGUUUUUUCCUUCCAAGUGUCCAUCACUGCGAUGGUGGCUGAACACUAGAGCUUCGAACACUCCAUAUGUGCCGUUGUUAUCUUGGAAAAGAGUUCAGGAAUGUGUGCCAUGGAACAUUAUCAUCCUGCUGGGUGGAGGCUUUGCAAUGGCUAAAGGCUGUGAGGAAUCAGGUCUGGCCGUGUGGAUUGGAGGACGUUUGCAGCCUUUAGUUAAGGUUCCCCCUCCGGUAGCGGUGAUGCUCAUCACAGCCUUCAUUGCUUGUUUCACAGAGUUUGCCAGCAACACCGCCACCAUCAUCAUCUUCCUUCCGGUUAUUGCUGAACUGGCCAUCCAUGUGAAGGUGAACCCAUUGUACUUCAUGAUUCCUGCAACCGUAGGUUGCUCAUAUGCCUUCAUGCUUCCUGUUUCUACUCCACCCAAUUCUAUUGCAUUUGCCUCUGGACACCUCAUGGUCAAAGACAUGGUGAAAACGGGUUUUAUGAUGAACAUUCUGGGGAUUUUCUGUGUAUCUCUGGCUAUGAACACUUGGGGACUUCACAUGUUCAACUUGGAUACAUACCCGGACUGGGCCAAACCUCUAAACACUACAGAACUUAAAGUACCAGUAGUUAACCUUACUGGAUAGACACACCCUCACACUUCAAACACUAUAUAUAAUAUUUAAUAAUCAGUGUUGAUAACAUUGUUUAUUGGUUUCAUGUUUAUAGUGUAAAAGUGUUUCCUAGUUAUGUUGCUGGCAUGGCAUACAAUGGCAUACAUGGGAAACAUACUUCAACAGUAUUCUCCCAGCAAACACAGAACAGUGUUAGACUAUAAGCUUGGUCCAGAUUCCAGGAAGGUUUCUGCAUUAUGCCUUGGCCAUCUUGAAAUCGAAUGUAUGGAAACUUUCAAAAAUAUAAGCCUAGAUUUGAACAGGACAGAUUAUUUUUAUUAUAAAAAAAAAUAUGUUAAUAUCUAGAGCACAUCACUUUUUAAUGUAUUGCAAUAUAUUUCAAAAGUAAGAACUCAUAACUCUUGAUGUGACUUAACACAAAAAAUGUGUAUAUGUAGGAUCCAAGGUUAGCCAGGUUGAACACAGCACACAGAAAAAUAUUAAUGGAUGCAUUAGAGUGCUAAUUUGCAUAAUUUGCAUAUAGUCACCUUCUUUGUUUUCAGUCUGUCAAAUGUCAGCUACUGUUUUAAUGAUUUGCUAAUUAUAUUUGGUAUACCCUGUUGUUUUAGAGCUACAGUGUGUUACUGUCUUGUGACUAUGAGUUAAAACAAGUGCUUAGCUUUAUGCUCUCUUCCCACACUACAUGAUUGAGGAACCUUGCUUUUCAAGCGCUUAGAAAAUGGUGCCCCCUAGUGUAUGAAACCAGAAUAAAUGAAAACAAGCUAAAACUUAGUUAAUAUAAAAUCAUGCAAAAUAUUAUAAAAUAUAACUGGUAAACCAAAGUUAAGCGAAAAAAAACUUUAAGAUUCUUAGAUUUUUAUAAUUUGACUUUCUUUACUAAAGCGGGUAGCUUCACUUCAAAAUAUCAUUGCACUGCAUUUCAAAUCCUUGUGCAUUAAUCCAUUAUAGCAGCACAGCCUUUACAGUUAUUCCCUUACUUAUAGGAGUAGAGAAAUCUUAACAGUAACGUUGUUAAAUAAAUUAUAAAUGUUUGUAAUGAUAAUAUAAAAAUAAGUCCUCCACAUAUUUUUAUCUAUGAACAGUCAGCUUUACUUUCUAAGAAAUGGAAAGGCCAAAGAUGAGACAAUUCUAUAGACAGUACAAUGAUUAUAAUGAUUAUAAAUGGUAUAUUGGUUUAUUGGACAUUUGUAAAAUCUUAUUCUUAUUUACACUUUUUUGUUGAUAAUCAAAUUGUUCAUCAUGUACAUGGUUCCAUGGUUUACUUCCUUUAAACACUAGCUCUUUCUCAACAUGCAGAUUAUUGGACAAUAAUUCGUUGAGUCAGCAUAAAUGUAAAUGACCAAGUUCAGGUCUUCACAAUUUUAUGUAGAUGACUAAAGUCCCUGGACUGUGUGGGAGGGAAUGUGUAAUUGUUAGUACAUGAAUAGGUAAAGGGGAAAAUACGUAGUAAAGAUUUGGUAAAUACUAUUCUGUUAUCAACAUGCCGCAAUACUUUAUCCGGUCAGCAUAUGACAGGACCCAGUUUGGGAUUUCACACUUUUACGAAAUGAGUAAAGUCACUGUGCUGUGUGGAUAAACGUGUAAUUGUUAGUAGUAUAGCAUCCUGUAUUUAACAGAAACAAGCACUGACCUUCAAUCCACCUGUUCACUAAAUACUCACUACUGAUCAAUUUAUUUCAAGACAAAUUCAAAGAGGUCACUCUCACACACACAUACACACACUUUUGCUGUUUAAUGUAAUAAUUUAUCUUACAUUUAUAUAUGUAUACAUGUUCAUAAAAUCCCAGGACUUUUAUGAUUUUUUUUUUUUUUAGUUUAUGUUGCAAUAUGAUAUAUUGUCCGAUUUUACUGUAUAAUUAAUAGACUUAAUGUCUAUGUAACAUGAGAUUUGUUUUUAAGGAAUUGUAUGAUUGUAAGUAGGAUGUCAAAUGUAAGUGUCUCUUAAGUGUCUUCAUGUAAGUGUCUCUUACGUGUCUUCAUGUGAACCCAAACACACUUGUGUUUGGAUUCAUUACAAUUGCAACCUGUAAAUCAUGAUUUGUGCAAUAACAUAAUGGUCAAAUUGUAUAUUUGCUUCAUUUGGUAUUAGGUUUGAAACUGUCUGAAUUCAGGUGUGUUGUUAAAACUGUGGAGGAAAGUAUGAAGCAACAUAGGACUUGCAAUUGCAUAAUCGUAUAACACACAAUAUUGUACAUUUCCUUUAAAACCUUCCUUUAUGCCUUCAGGAAAUAUGAAGAAAAUGGUAGUAUAAUGGUAGUAUAAGCUGGGAACAGCCAGUUGGUUACUGUCCGAAUAAACACUACCUAUUUCCUCUGACAUACCAUGCAAUAAGACCUCAUUAUUACUGUGAAUGUUUACACAUCUGGUUUGUUGCUGGAAAAUGGAACAUGGAAAAUGAAGCUGUGAAUUCAAUAAAAAAGGUAACAUGA
Messenger RNA from Silurus meridionalis, 5515 nucleotides. It is a transcript of the gene slc13a3, whose product is annotated as solute carrier family 13 member 3. Gene Ontology annotation, biological process: monoatomic anion transmembrane transport; citrate transport. NCBI's taxonomy places the organism in Eukaryota, Metazoa, Chordata, Actinopteri, Siluriformes, Siluridae. Gene Ontology annotation, cellular component: membrane. The record is from RefSeq and is a predicted model, not a curated record. Gene Ontology annotation, molecular function: sodium:dicarboxylate symporter activity; succinate transmembrane transporter activity; citrate transmembrane transporter activity.